AUGGUUCGUCUUCGAUCCAUAUAUACUGGCUCUCUAGCCUUGGCUGGGUUGGUAUUCACUGGUUGCGCCGCCGUUGUUGCUUAUGGCUUGCCUCAGCAGCUCGUCAUGGACUCUCGGCUCUCUGAUCCAUGGAUGCCAUCGCCAGCAUCUUCAUUUCCUACUAAAGGAGCAAGCCGCAUUGCAGUUUCGGAACUGGCUUAUGGGAACGAAGCGCGUGAUCUCUUGGUAGAAAAGGCCCACAGCCUCAAUCGACCUUAUCCUGAUGGGUGGGAAAGGAUCUUACACCCUCCAAACACCUUUGGCAACACUGGGAUCCAAAUAGUUGAUCCUAACAAUCUAGUAGAGGUCAUUAAUGCUUGGGGCCUCCCUGAGUCAAUUCGCGAUAUUGCCUAUAAUGAUAUCCGAACCCUUGUUCUCAUUGCUGUCCGUCAGGGCGUAUACGUGAUUCAAAGCUUCAGUUAUGGCGUUCCUAACUGUGGAGCGGGUCCUCAGCCGUUCUGUAUGGUCACACUAGCAGUCGUCGUGAGAGCCCGUUUAGACCAAGGAGGGCUUUUGGCCAAUCCUGCGGAAAUUGGACACAUCUUUAUGCAGUCUGGUGCUGAAAGUAUUCAACAAUACAGAUAUUGGGAGGAGUGCCAUAGAUGCUGGCUUCGUAGAUGUUGCCAUAAUAAAUCUGCUCCUCGUGCCUUGGAACAGUAUGAAAUUGAUCAAGGCAUGGCGGUUCUUUCUGCAAGCCAGUCUCGUUGGGCAAUAGAGAACAUGCCAGCACCUGCAAGCUUCAAUGCCAAGUCGGUCAGGAUCAUGACUGUCCCUCAGUAUGAUGUCGUCUAUUCUUCCCCUGCGCCUAUCCCAUAUUCUCCUUCAGCAAUGAUGAACUCAAAAACUACGAUGACCAGCAAUAUGUGGCCUAUGUUUAUUGAUGACUUACUACGUCGGUUCCUUAGGAACAAAAACGAGAAUAAGGAGGUCUUUAAGGCGCAUAGGGAUAAGCUCUUGAACGAGCUUCAAACCUUGGCCAAGUCACACCAUCAAUUCAUCCGGCAGUUCUCUCUCACAAUUGAUGAACAAGACGCAGAGGACCUGUUUGGAAACCUGUUAUCAGAUUGCUUUGACAGGGCGAAUGCGGAAGAGACAGUGACAGAGUGGUGGCGGCGUGUCCGCCAAGAGAACCCCGGAGACAUACCCAUCUCACUUGAAUGUGAAUCCACAAGCCAAAAACGAAAGACAUUUGAUCCACCGCCAAGUCAAUGCAAGACCUCGGUCGAAGUGACCUCAGAAUCCUCAUACUCUUGGUUGGUGAUUUCGCCCCAUGGCAACAAUCUUGACUGUCUACUCUUACAAGGUGAUAUUGUACUCAGCUAUUUGGAGUGCGAACCUCUAGAUGAUGACGAUGAUGAUAGUACCGAUCCUGAUGUACAUAAGGGCACUUUUUUGGCCAGAGAUCAUCAUAACUGCGAAUCCAGCCGACGUUACCAACAUGCUUCUUCCGACGAAGUGAACGAAACCUGGGAAGGCUCCGUCAUCCGCUCGGCUAUUAUUCUCGAAGAUGGUUCGUUUGCUUCUGUUAGGUAUCUGGUCGAAUGGAAGGACUACCCAGCGUAUGUUAGCAAGGCCUUACUAGACAUCUUACGUUUUUCAGCCGCAAGAUCAUAUCUUCGCACCCCACUCUUUCAGUCUCAGAGGCCCAACGAGAUAUUCAAGUCCCUUGACAAUAUCCAGGCGGUUGAUCCAACUCUGGUAGCCAUUGGCCAAUCGAUGGAAGCUGUUGCAAAAGGCUGGAGUGCCAUUGCCAAUGCUUUCAAGAACAGUGUAACAAAGACCAUCAAGCUUAAAGUGUGUCUUGGAUUCGAGCAGUAUCAGCACACGGCCAAGACUUUGGUCGCACAAGGCGUAUAUGGUCCUCGCUUCCCGGAAUUCAUUGGUGAGAUUAUGGCCAAUACCGAGUUACCAGACCGACGGGAUCUAAAGACGAUCAUGAUGGGCAUCAAGUACUCUACUAAUAUCACCUGGGUAGGCGAAUCCAUGAGUUAUGCCGAUUCGAAUGGGCACUUCAACUUCUUGUUCCUGGCCAAGCAUGCAAACGCAGUUACCAAGGAUAUCGAUGUGGUGUACAGCUGGUUGAAGAGUGAGAGUAUUCUAGCCAAGGACAUGUUGAUCGUGAGAACAAAGAGAAGUACUUUAGGAGGACUCUUUGAACGUGAUGAGACCCGUAUUGAAUAUAUUCCUCAUGUCUUGAGCCAACAAGAUGCGAUGCUCCUUCAGAUGUUCUUUGAGGUGAUUGCUUUCCGUCAGAUUGCCAUAGCAACAGGACUCACGCCCCCAGACUACCCAAAGCUUGACAGCUUGUGCGACCGAACAACUGAGUAG
Messenger RNA from Lobosporangium transversale, 2367 nucleotides. RefSeq lists its product as hypothetical. Lineage: Eukaryota; Fungi; Mortierellomycota; Mortierellomycetes; Mortierellales; Mortierellaceae. The record is from RefSeq and is a predicted model, not a curated record. Bases 1 to 2367 code for a protein of 788 amino acids. The transcript has a single exon.